Molecule: messenger RNA, 4539 nt
Organism: Girardinichthys multiradiatus
Lineage: Eukaryota; Metazoa; Chordata; Actinopteri; Cyprinodontiformes; Goodeidae
Gene: mboat2a
Product: membrane bound O-acyltransferase domain containing 2a
Exons: 13
Coding region: 291-1823 (510 amino acids)
Biological process (GO): lipid modification
Cellular component (GO): membrane
Molecular function (GO): acyltransferase activity
Source: RefSeq, a predicted model, not a curated record
CUCCAUCGGAAGUGGGCCCCCGAAUGAAACACGAACCCAGCUGCCGGUUCUUUUGUAACUCCUGACCGAAGAGGAACCGACGUGGGGGGUGUCACUCUCGCUUUGAGUUGAUACUCUUUGGCGGACGCCUUCUUUGGAUGACAACCGUCCAGAUCGUCGCAAAAACAGCAGCAGCAGCAGCAGCAGGCGGCGGUGGUGGUGCUCGGUUGGCUGGGGUUUUACACAGCGGCAGAGGGGAGUGAAGCGAACCGAACCGAACCGGGGAAAGGAUUUACUGACGCCGUCUAAGCAUGGCGACCCAAACCACCGCGUCCUGCACUGGAUCUACUCUGUUACAGCCAAUCAGCGAAAUCAUAAACCUCCCACUCGACCAGGUUAACUUUGUGGCAUGUCAGCUGUUCGCCCUGCUUAUGGCUGUGUGGUUCCGGAUCUACCUCCACCCCAGUAAGACCAGCCCCUUCAUCAGACAUGUAGUGGCAACUCUGCUGGGCCUCUACUUGGCUCUGUUCUGCUUUGGCUGGUAUUCGGUCCAUUUUCUGGUACAGAGCGGCCUGUCCUAUGGUGUGAUGAUCUUUGCCAGCCUGGAGCACAUGCACAAGUACUGUUUUAUCGUCACCCUGGGUUAUCUGAUUCUGUGUCAGAUUACAAGAGUCUACGUCUUUGACUAUGGGAUGUACUCUGCAGAUUUUACAGGGCCCAUGAUGGUCAUAACACAGAAGAUAACCAGCAUGGCGUUUGAAAUCCAUGACGGUUUGACAAAGCGCAGGGAAGGACAGCUGACUCCCAGUCAGAAAUACCUAGCUAUCAGCCGAAUGCCCAGCUUGCUGGAGUACCUGAGCUACAACUGUAACUUCAUGGGCAUCCUGGCCGGGCCCACUUCCUCCUAUAAUGACUACAUGGCCUUCAUCGAAGGGACGUCCUAUCAACGGCGGCACCAGGAGAACGCCAACGGCAAGGAGAAUGGAAAGGUCAAGAAGACUGAACCUUCACCUAAGCAUGCCGUUGUGUCCAAGCUGUGCACAUGUGCCAUCUCUCUGGCCACCUACCUGUCGCUGUACAGGCUGCUCCCGGUGGACUACUCCAUAAACGACGACUUUGUCAAAUCCACACCCUUCUACCUGCAGGUCAUCUACCUUUACUUGGCAAUGCUGGCUCUGAGGCCAAAGUACUACUUUGUGUGGACUCUUGCCGACGCCAUCAAUAACGCAGCUGGAUUUGGCUUCAAUGGGUACGACACAGAUGGUUCUCCACAGUGGGACCUGAUUUCAAAUCUCAGAAUACUGGAUAUUGAGUUUGCAACAAGUUUCAAGCUGUUUCUAGACAACUGGAACAUUCAAACAGCUCAGUGGCUCAAAAGAGUGUGUUAUGAACGCUGUCCUGUCAACCCCACGGCCGCCACCUUCCUGCUGUCAGCCAUGUGGCACGGCGUCUACCCCGGCUACUACCUGACCUUCGUCACUGGCAUCGGAAUGACCAUGGCUGCCCGUGCAGUACGGCACAACAUCAGACCGUACUUUUUGGUCACCGACUCGCACAAGCGCAUCUAUGAUGUCAUCACGUGGGUGUGCACACAGGUUGCCAUUAGUUACACAGUGGUGCCAUUUGUUUUACUCGCUGUGGGACCCUCGCUGAAAUUCUACAGCUCGUGGUACUUUUGCUUGCACCUCCUGUGUCUCCUCGUGGUGCUGGUCCUGCCCGUUAAAUCGAGGCGCCGGCAGGCCAGAGAGAAGCAAGAUAGCCUGACGAAGGAUGCAACGCAGGGCGAGCAGCGCGUUCACAGCAGCACAGACAACAACUGCAACCAGAAAGACAAGACCACAUGAGAGCCGGGACGACAGUGCACAGCCUCGUUAGAAGCUACACCAGGACCGGGUCGAGCCCGUUUAUCUGGCAAAGACCCAAAAAACACUCCAAGGAAUCCUUUCUGAGAAAAACAAAAAACUUCUAGUUGCAAGACGGAGGACAGCAGUCCAGCUGCUGGCCUGGAUUAAAGACAAAUGGGAAAUAAUCUGCCGAGGACUUUAGAGCUGCCUUAAACCCUCUGUGUACUCUACAGGUGAGGAUGAACUGGAUGGUGGGCUGAGGUGUGGUGGUCAUCACAGCAGGUGUGAAGUAUGUGGAGGGUUUUUGUCAUUGUCUGGAAACGAGCCUCUGUUUGGUGGAAUGAGGAAGUUUGUUCAUGUGAAAGAAGUAAACUUUAUUAUCAGCUGCCAAUUUGGAACAGGCCUUAGGAUCCUUAAAUGAUGUUAUUUUUAAGUUGUUUUUUAUCUUUCUUCACAUUGUGUGUUUUGUAUUUAGCUGUUUGUGGCAACACUAUUUCAAACGCAUUCUGAAACUUAGUUUUCUUUCUGGGACGAUUUGGCUCUAAAAUGACUGAGAGAAUAGAUUUCUGAUGGGUCCAUCUAGAAGUGAAUGAAUUUCUGUUUUAUUCCCUGUAUUUUUAUGUUCACUGCUUUAUUUGACAAACUACAGAUGUUUGAUUUGCUCACAACAAACUUCCUCUGUGUUCAGAUGCCUAGUUUUCCAAAUACAGGAUGAAUUUCCCCACACAUUUCAGCUGGUUACCUUCCAAACUAUGAUGUGUUUUAUUGCAAUUUUUAUAUGAUGAACCAGUCCAAAGUAGUGCAUAGUUGUGAAGUGGAAGACAAAUGAUGCAUGGUUUAUAAAUGAAUUUUUAAUAUAAAAGUGUGUAUUCUGCCUACCUGAGUCACUAACACACUUUUUUUCUAUGGGGAUGUGUCUCUACCAGCUUUGCACAUCUAGAGAUUUACAUUUUUGCCCACUAUAGUUCCUCUGUGAACAUCAGUUUUCAAUUCUUUCCACAGAUUCUUAAUUGGAUUUAGGUUCAAACUUUGACUAGGCCAUUUUUAAACAUGAAAUGCUUUGAUCUUCAUUGGAUUUAUGUUUUGGGGUGGUUGUUCUGCUGGAAGGUGAACCUCCACCCCAGCCUCAGGUCUUCUGAAACAUCUAACAGGUUUGUGCUCCAUCUAUCCUCACAUCAACUCUGACCAGCUUCCUGGUUCCUGUUAGAGAAAAGCAUCCCCGCAUCAUGGUGUGGCCACAUUUAUCACCACGGAGUUGCUGCGUUCAGGGUGAUGGUCUGUGUACAUUUUCUGUCAUGUUCAGUGUGUUUCAUUUGGAUGUCCUCUGACCAGAGCACCUUCCACAUGCUUGAUGUGUCUCCUACAUGGCUUUUAAGAUGAACUCCUUUGGCUUUUGUUUUACAGUGCUGCCAUAAAGGCCAGGUUUUUGGAGUAAACAAUCAAUGAUUCUCAGACCCCUGAGCUGUGGACCCUGAAUUUCCAGGUCCUACCUCUUGGCUGUUUAUUUGAUUAAGGUUCUCCUUGUCUGGUGAAUCACUUUAAAUGAACAAUGUCUUGUUUCCAGUUGUGCCAUUCGCUUUCCAUCCGUUUCCUUCCAUUUCACGGUCAUGCACUACUUUGUGUUGCUUUAUCGCAUAAAACUCCCUUUAAAAUACCUUGAAGUUUCUGAUUGUAAAAUUAUGUGGAGGAUUUCUCUUAAAUACUAUUGCAAGGCUCUGUAAAUUAAAGUUAGGCAAAGACUGUAUUCUUUCCAUCAAUUUUGAUUAAGUGUUUAGCUCUUACCUUAAAAAUGUAACUGCAGACUCAUUGGAUUAACGCAUUGACUUGCAGUGUGGUAAAUGGAUUUAUCUCUGAGGAAAUUAGAUUAUUUUUAUUAAAAUAUGAUGUAACGUUGUACACCUUCAAAGUCACAAACAAGCUGGUGUUGUAAAUGGCCUCAUUUUUAGAUUGUUGGAGUCGGGGUUGUUUCAGGGUGCAUUUUAUUGUAGGUCCUACGAGGCACGGCUUCCUGUUGGUGUUUUUGCUCCAUGGUUCAUCUUAACCCUUUCAGAUCCUCCUCUUUAGAUCAAAGCAGCUGAAGCAGGUGUUCUGAUAUUGGUUCUGGAUCAGGAGAUGGUUUUGGUUAAUAAUAUAACACAGACUGGAUUAUAGUUCCUGUCGUUCACCUUUAAAGUUAUGGAUUAUUUAGAAAGAUUUAAUUUUAAUGUGAAGCAACAAAAAGCAGAAAUGAAGUCUUUCAGUGUGGACCUGUUUGUGUUUUUUUCUAACAUUUAUAUAUUGCUGCCAUAACUCUGUGUGUUUACCAUUUCUUGUGAUAUGUCGAUUGUGAUUUUAAAGGAAACCAUAUUCUGUAGCCCGGGCCCGGGCGUGGGCGGCCCACUGGAGAGAGGAAAGGGAUGUCGUGGCCACAAACGCAGUGACUAUAGCGCUGCAUGACCACCCAUACCAGCAGAUCAAUGCAAACGGCUCCAUAUGUCCAAAAGUGCCAAAUUAGAAAUGGCGCAUUCUUGUUUUAGUGUGUGUGUGUGUGUGUGUGUGUGUGUGUGUGUGUGUGUGUGUGUGUGUGUGGGUGUGUGUGUGUGUGUGUGUGGGGGCAUGUGCGCCAAAGUAACAUAAUGGGUAUUUUUGUGUCAGAUGCAAAUUUAUUGAAAGAUUUGUAUAACAGUGCAGUACUGAUUAUGUGGCAAAAUAAAGAGAAAUUAUUUUUAAACACUAA